Messenger RNA from Diutina rugosa, 645 nucleotides. It is a transcript of the gene CAP4, whose product is annotated as Cap4p. NCBI's taxonomy places the organism in Eukaryota, Fungi, Ascomycota, Pichiomycetes, Serinales, Debaryomycetaceae. Gene Ontology annotation, molecular function: transcription cis-regulatory region binding; DNA-binding transcription activator activity, RNA polymerase II-specific. The record is from RefSeq and is a predicted model, not a curated record. The coding region runs from base 1 to 645 and encodes 214 amino acids. The transcript has a single exon. Gene Ontology annotation, cellular component: RNA polymerase II transcription regulator complex.
AUGAAUCUAGGGUGGAAACAAGACGAAGAGAAGUUCGACCCGCUGUUCACCGCCCACGCCAACGAGGACGGCGACGCGCUGGGGUUACCGCCGCCCCACGCGCCCCAGGCGCCGGGCGCCGGCGGCGACCGUGACGGCGUCGCCCUCGCGCACGGGCGCAUCCAAGACAGAGGCCCUCCCCCUCAGCCUCAGCAGCCGUACAUUGCCAGCCAUGUGGUGAUGCCGUCGGCGGCGGCGCCCCAGCCGCUCCCGCUGGCGGCCCAACUGGCAGCAGUGGUGGCGACGGAGGCCCAGGCGCUGGCGUCGCCGGCGCCGCUGCGCCAGUACCCGCGCCAAGUGCUGACGACGAAGCGGGCGGCGCAAAACCGCAACGCUCAGCGGGCGUUCAGACAGCGCAAGGAGAAGUACAUUAAGGAGCUCGAGGCCAAAGCGGCGGAGACCGACGUGUUGAAACAAACGAUCGAGGAGCUCAAGGCGGAGAACAUGCAGUUGCGCGACUACACCCUCCAGCUCCAGCUGCGGGUGAUUGAGUUGGGGCUGGCGCCGUCGCUCGGCCAGAAUGCCGUCGGCGCUAGCGAGGCGCAGGCGGGGAUGCCGCCGCCGCCGCCGCCGCUGAUCUUCAACCAGCGGUUGCCGGAUAAAUAA